Chrysemys picta bellii (western painted turtle) is the source of this 1522-nucleotide messenger RNA. The record is from RefSeq and is a predicted model, not a curated record. Lineage: Eukaryota; Metazoa; Chordata; Testudines; Emydidae.
UUUACUAGCCUCUCUCCCCCCAGCAGAAGUUUGAUCUGUUCCUUUUCAAUCAGUAUGCAAACGAGGGGUGUGAGGAUUGUUUGUACAGCCCCCACCUCGCCUGGAUAUUAACCGUGGCUGAUAAGAGUCAGUUUCCCUCAGCUCAUCAGGAAACUUCAGCCAGCGGGGGAAGCGUGUUACUGUGUGUCGCGGUAGCAGCAGCAGCAAGGCGCUGGCAGCGGGGGAGCCCGGCGCGGAGCAGGGAGGCUGCGGGCUUUGGUCCCGUAUGUGCGAGCGGCAGCUGAAGAGCCAGCCCGCCCCCGCGCAGCCAGCGGCGCUGGGGGAGCAGCACCGACCCCGCGGGCUGCACUGUCGCUAGGGAGGCAGCUGGGCGAGGCGAGCGCGGUGGCCGAGGGAGCGGAGCGGCUGCUCCGGUAACCAAGGAGCCGACCCAGACACACGCCGGCGCCGCUCCCUUCUCCUCCCGCCUGCCCCGCUCCGGCCAGUCCCUCGCCUGAGGGCAGCCGCGCUCCGCCCCGCCCGGCGCGUCCCCAUUACCUGAGUUGGCUCCGUCCCUGGGACUUGGGCUUUCGUCUCCCCCUGCGGGGCCCUUCCCACUCCCGCCGCCUGAGAGCCCCGCGCCUGAGGGAGGGUGAGCCGGGCCCCCGCCUCGGCAGCUCGGCUCCUGAUGGCGGCGCAUCAGCAAACCAGGAUCCAAGCCUACCUGGAGAAGAACAGGAUCGGGCCCCUGUUCGAGGAACUGAUGACCAAGCUGAUAACAGAGACUCCUGACCAGCCAAUCCCAUUUCUCAUUGACCAUCUUCAGUCCAAACAAGGGAACCGGAGUCAACUACAGAGAACAUUGUCUGGAUCUGCUGCUCUCUGGGCAGAAAGUGAGACAUCAGAAAACAAAGGAACAAGAAGAGAUUGCAGAAGUUAUGAUAAACCCUGGCAGGUAAAUGCAAAGAAACCUAAAAAGUCAAAGAGUGACCUCGCUGUGUCCAACAUUUCUCCACCAUCACCGGAAUCCAAGUCAUUGCCAAGGUCAAUAGAGCAUCCUAAAUGGGACUGGCGGAGAAAACCGGAGAGCCAGGAGUUUGAUGAAUUAAAUCAUAUUCUUCAGGAGAGUAAGAAGCUGGGGAAAGCCCUUGAGAAUCUCUCUCGCAGCAUUGCUAUUUCUGAUGAACGUGAGAAGGAUGCAACAGGUUUUAAUACUCCUCUUCUAAGACCUCGUGUGAUUGGAGAAUGGGUUGGUCGCGAGGAGAAUGAUGCUGAUCCAUUGGCUGCGGAGAUGUUGCAACCUCUAGUACCAAGAAGUAAAAAUGAACAAUGGGAUAGUGAAGAUAGCAGCAGCAGUCCUGGAGGAAGUUUAAAGAUGGAGCCGAAGACCAAAGGAUUAAAACAGCAACAACAGCAACAUAAGAAGCUACUGGCUGCCAUGCUUUCCCAGGACUCUUUUGAUUCUGUUCAAAGCACAGCUCCCUCAGUGACAGAAGAAGAUAUUGACAAUGAGGAUGAUGCCAUGGAACUGCUAGGUAAUUGA